Pseudopodoces humilis (Tibetan ground-tit) is the source of this 1782-nucleotide messenger RNA. It is a transcript of the gene GAD2, whose product is annotated as glutamate decarboxylase 2. NCBI's taxonomy places the organism in Eukaryota, Metazoa, Chordata, Aves, Passeriformes, Paridae. Gene Ontology annotation, molecular function: glutamate decarboxylase activity; pyridoxal phosphate binding. Gene Ontology annotation, biological process: GABA shunt; GABA biosynthetic process. Gene Ontology annotation, cellular component: cytoplasm. The record is from RefSeq and is a predicted model, not a curated record.
AUGGCAAGCCCCGGCUCCGGCUUCUGGCCCUUCGGAGCCGAGGAGGGCUCCGCAGCCGCCGAGGCUCCCGGCACAGCCAGAGCUUGGUGUCAGGUUGCGCAGAAGUUCACGGGAGGGAUCGGAAACAAACUCUGCGCCCUGCUCUACGGUGAUGCCGAGAAGCCCGUGGAAACCGGCGCCAGGGCAGCAGCCCCGGGGGUAGCGGAGCCAAGGCCGACCUGCACCUGCGACAAAAAACCCUGCGGUUGCCAAAAAGCGGACGUGAAUUACGCCUUUCUGCACUCAACAGAUCUUCUGCCAACAUGCAAUGGAGAAAUAACUACUAUGUCUUUCUUACAAGACGUUGUGGACAUUUUACUUCAGUAUGUGGUGAAAAGUUUCGAUAGAUCAACAAAAGUUAUUGAUUUCCAUUACCCAAAUGAGCUGCUCCAGGAAUAUAACUGGGAGCUGGCAGACCAGCCACAGACCUUGGAAGAAAUUUUAUUGAACUGCAGAACAACUCUGAAGUAUGCAAUUAAAACAGGGCACCCUAGAUAUUUUAAUCAACUUUCAACUGGAUUGGACAUGGUUGGAUUGGCGGCAGACUGGCUAACAUCAGCAGCAAAUACUAAUAUGUUCACCUAUGAAAUUGCUCCAGUGUUUGUACUUUUGGAAUAUGUCACACUAAGGAAAAUGAGAGAGAUGGUUGGCUGGCCAGGGGGCUGUGGCGAUGGGAUAUUUUCACCUGGUGGUGCCAUAUCUAACAUGUAUGCUAUGUUGAUUGCACGUUUCAAGAUGUUCCCAGAAGUUAAAGAAAAAGGAAUGGCAGCUAUUCCCAGACUGGUUGCCUUCACAUCAGAACAUAGUCACUUUUCUGUGAAGAAAGGAGCUGCGGCUUUGGGUAUUGGUACAGAUAGUGUGAUUUUGAUUAGAUGUGAUGAAAGAGGGAAAAUGAUCCCAUCAGACCUUGAAAGAAGAAUUGUUGAAGCCAAACAGAAAGGAUUUGUUCCUUUUCUGGUGAGUGCCACAGCUGGGACAACAGUGUAUGGGGCGUUUGAUCCUCUCAUAGCUAUUGCAGACAUCUGCAAGAAGUACAAAAUCUGGAUGCACGUGGAUGGAGCAUGGGGUGGUGGGCUCCUGAUGUCGAGGAAACACAAAUGGAAGUUAAAUGGCAUCGAAAGAGCUAACUCAGUAACCUGGAACCCUCACAAGAUGAUGGGCGUCCCACUGCAGUGUUCAGCCCUGCUAGUAAGAGAAGAGGGAUUGAUGCAGAGUUGCAAUCAAAUGCAUGCUUCCUACCUCUUUCAACAAGACAAGCACUACGACCUGUCUUACGACACAGGAGACAAGGCUUUGCAGUGUGGACGGCAUGUUGAUGUCUUCAAGCUAUGGCUGAUGUGGAGGGCAAAGGGAACCACAGGAUUUGAAGCACAAAUUGAUAAGUGCUUGGAACUUGCUGAAUACCUAUACAAUAAAAUAAAGAACAGAGAAGGGUAUGAAAUGGUAUUUGAUGGAAAGCCUCAGCACACAAAUGUCUGCUUCUGGUACAUACCUCCCAGCUUGCGUGGAAUGGAGGACAGCGAAGAGAGAACGAGCCGCCUGAUGAAGGUGGCACCAGUGAUAAAAGCCAGGAUGAUGGAGUAUGGCACAACCAUGGUGAGCUAUCAGCCCCUGGGAGACAAAGUGAACUUCUUCCGGAUGGUCAUCUCCAACCCUGCAGCCACUCACCAAGACAUUGAUUUCCUGAUUGAUGAAAUAGAGCGCCUGGGACAAGAUUUAUAAUAACUGGGUGUGAAAGUCUGU